Molecule: messenger RNA, 1214 nt
Organism: Armigeres subalbatus
Lineage: Eukaryota; Metazoa; Arthropoda; Insecta; Diptera; Culicidae
Gene: Mettl2
Product: tRNA N(3)-methylcytidine methyltransferase Mettl2
Exons: 3
Coding region: 119-1198 (359 amino acids)
Molecular function (GO): tRNA (cytidine-N3)-methyltransferase activity
Source: RefSeq, a predicted model, not a curated record
AAUUGAAACUUAAUGGAAGACUCAAGUGUAGUAGAAUUACCCGUAUCCGGUGCACAAGAAGAAAUUUCAAACGACGUUAAACGGCCACAGUUUGGAAAUCGCUUUCUGUCCAACGAGGAUGAUGUUUUCCGGCACAAUGCUUGGUAGGAUAUUUUUCUCUAUCUGCGUCAAACGAGCGCAUAAUCGGUCUUGUUUUGUGCUGCGAUACUACACCGAUUACGAGUUUACUCGGUAUCGGAAAAAGCCUCGCAUUGGCGAACGAUUUCUCAAAGAUCCCUCGGAGGUUUUUGAGUUCAACACAUGGGAUAAUGUUGAAUGGGACGAAGAGCAAGAGCAUGCUGCCCUUGAGGGUGUUCGGAAGAACUCGACGGUAAAGAUGAGCGAUCAGAACGCAGCGAAGCUCGAAUUGCAAGCAGAUGCCAAUUGGAACAAAUUCUAUGCAAUCCAUCAGAAUCGUUUCUUUAAGGAUAGGCACUGGCUAUUCACGGAGUUCCCGGAACUUGCCCCCCGGAACACGAAAGACGCUCCGGAGCGGGUGUUUCCAGCGGGAACGAACUGUGCAGGGUCUGGAUUGACAUCAAAUGUGUCGGUUGAUUUCGAAGUUGUGCAGCGAACUAUUCUGGAACUCGGCUGCGGAGUUGGGAACACGGUGUUUCCGAUUCUCAAAUAUAGCGUCGAGAAAAAUUUGAAAAUCUACGCCAGUGAUUUCUCGGAGCAAGCUAUUCAAAUUUUGAGGGAAAGCAAGGAGUUUGAUGAAAAACGAUGUGAGGCUUUCGUGCUUGAUGCUACGGCGGAAAACUGGGACGUUCCAUUUGAGGAGAACAGUAUUGACAUCGUUGUGCUGAUAUUUGUGUUAUCAGCAAUUAAUCCUGAUCGAAUGCAACAUAUCGCGAACCAAAUAGGGCGAUAUCUGAAGCCGGGAGGAUUAGUGCUGCUAAGAGAUUAUGGCCGUUACGAUUUGGCUCAGCUGCGGUUCAAACCGGGUAAAUGUCUGAAGGAGAAUUUUUACGCACGCGGCGAUAAUACGCUGGUUUACUUUUUCACGCAAGAAGAUUUGAGGACACUGUUUCAAAAUGCAGGGUUAGUGGAGGAGCAAAAUAUAAUAGACCGUCGUUUGCAAGUCAAUAGAGGACGAAUGAUAAAGAUGUAUCGCGUGUGGGUGCAGGUAAAGUUUAGGAAACCUUUUACAAAUAAAUAAAUUGUUUGUGUAGAGA